This is a messenger RNA of Ostreococcus tauri, 1101 nucleotides long. RefSeq names its product (Uracil-5)-methyltransferase. Gene Ontology annotation, biological process: RNA processing. The transcript has a single exon. Gene Ontology annotation, cellular component: cytosol. Gene Ontology annotation, molecular function: tRNA (uracil(54)-C5)-methyltransferase activity, S-adenosyl methionine-dependent; tRNA binding; rRNA binding. NCBI's taxonomy places the organism in Eukaryota, Viridiplantae, Chlorophyta, Mamiellophyceae, Mamiellales, Bathycoccaceae. The record is from RefSeq and is a predicted model, not a curated record. Bases 1 to 1101 code for a protein of 366 amino acids.
AUGUCGCUCGAGAACAAGGUGGCGCGUCUCCGCGUCGCGUUCGCGGACGUCUUGACGCCGUCGACGUCGUUUGAGAUUGCCGAGAGCGCGAACUCGGGACAUCGAAGUCGAUGUCGGUUUCAAGUCGUUCGCGACGACGCGGGCGCGCUCAAGUACGCGCUGUGGGCGAACGGUGGACCGAACGCGAUCGUGGAGACGUUUCCAGACGCGGUGGGAGCGAUUCAGGACGUCAUGAAGGGCGUGCUGCGAGCGGCGGAGCGAAGAAAAGCGUGCGAGCGAGGGCUGGAGGCGGCGCACUUCUUGGCGUCCGUCGCGAGCGGACGCGUCUUGGUGACGCUGGUGUACUCGACGCCGAUCGAGGAGGGCGAGUGGUUGGAUGCGGCGAGGGAAAUGUUGGCGAACGACGGCGACGGCGUGUUCGCAAAGGUUGAGCUCAUGGGGCGAUCGAAGGGCGUGGUCGUAAAGACGGGGAGCGAUCGAGUGGAGGAGACGUACGAGCUUCGAGAUGGGACGACUUUGAGGUAUCAUCACGCGGAAGGAAGCUUUUCGAACCCGAAUAGAGCGAUAACGAUCGCGACGAUGGAGUUUCUUCGCGCGUGCGCGUGCGAAAUCGUGGGAGAUGGGAAGAACGUGAGCGCGCUCGAGCUGUAUUGCGGAUGCGCGAAUCACUCGUGCGCAUUGGCAACCAUUUUCGAUCGCAUCGUCGCGGUCGAGAUCAAUCCGAGCUUAGUGACGGCAGCCCGCGAGAGUUUAGAGAUGAACGAGAUCGACAAUGUGGAAGUCGUGUUAGCUGAUAGUCAGAACGUGGCGAGAAGCAUGAUGGCGGGAAAGUUUGUAGACGUACAAGGCAAAGCGCUCUCGAGUACAGAUUUUGACGUCGUACUCGUGGACCCACCUCGAGCUGGACUCGAUCCAGACACCUUGCGUUUGGUGAGUACGUUUGACCACGUGCUCUACGUGUCGUGUGGCCCUGAAAACUUGCUCCAAAACAUUCGAAAUGGACUCAGUACGCACGUCGUCGAGAAGUUUAUAGUGUUGGACCACUUUCCGAAUACUCGUCACAUUGAAGUCGCAGUUUACAUGCGGCGCCGCGCUCUCUAG